Molecule: messenger RNA, 1279 nt
Organism: Dendrobium catenatum
Lineage: Eukaryota; Viridiplantae; Streptophyta; Magnoliopsida; Asparagales; Orchidaceae
Exons: 3
Coding region: 795-1154 (119 amino acids)
Source: RefSeq, a predicted model, not a curated record
AACCGUUUUUUAGUACAAAAAAUUAAAAUUUUGUACUAAAAAGCAACUUUAAGUAGUAAGAAAACCGUCCCAAACAAAAACUUAAUGUCCGUCCAUGCUGCUUCAGCUCUUGUGCCGCUUCGAGCUGAUUCAACUGACGUAUACCUGGUUCUGCCUUUGUACUGCUGUGUUGGUAUUCAAUUGGCCUGGUUGUUGGCUAUCUGGUUUGCUACUACUGUUGAUUCAGUGUUCUUCAGCAAUCGAUUUUCUGUCCGGGUUUUAAUUGUGCUUUUAAUCAACAUCUAUAGCUAAUUUUGGGCUUUAAGUUUGGCUAGUUUAAUUUAUAGUUUGAUACUUUGAUGGGUCUUCAGUUGGACAGUGAUUUGAGAUGGUGUGGUUUUUUGUGUAGCCGUGAAGUGUGAAUUAAUGCCUCUAGUUUGAAUUGCAUUUUUUCUAUCAAGCUGUGAUAUGUGAUUACGGUGUUUUCUAGUUUUCUAAAAAAUAUGAGUUUUCGUUCAAGUUAUAAGUUCAUAAACUACGAAUUUGAUCUAAAACGUUUUUCAACAUGUUGCCCACUCGUUUUUAUUAUUUGAAUUCUAACUAACAAUUAUCAAAUGGGUUGAGCAAUUUGGUAGAUAUCGGCAAAGGAGGACAAGCACAAGAAAGAAACUAUAUUACUUUCUGUGAACCGUGCACAUCCAGACUAUAUAUCUUUCAAGCCAGAGAAACGUGUAACGGAUUUGUCUUAUUGAUAAAUGAGGGUAGUUUAAAUUUUUUAAGAUGUCUAUCAACACGUGAAAAGUCAGUUUAUUUUGAUGCAGAGGAUCGACUUUAUGAUUAAGCAUGAAUGCUAUUUUAAGUAUGAAGAGUCAGAGUGCUUUAUUUUAGAACUUGUUGAGCAUGAUAGAGUUGAGAUUUUGAAGAAAGGAAUUGGAAUGUUUGAGCUCCAAUGGUAUGGCUUUUAUAUGUUUAAAGCACUAGAAGGCUUGCAUAUAGGCAGGGUGUUGUGCAUCUCGAUGUCAAAGCAGAUUCUAAAUUGUCUUUUCAAAUAUAGGCUGGAGUGGAUGAAAAUGAAGUGUGAAAACAGAGAUCCUAAGACUUGGUUGUUAUUGUGUAAAGAAACCACCCUCAUGAUAAGGGCCAUUUUUUUUAGAUUUUUGUGUAAUGUUUUGUGAAGAUAUUUAUUGUAAUAGAUUGAUUAUUUACUUAUAUGAAGAUUGAAGUAGAAUUUCUAUUGUAUUUAAGUGGAAAAUUCUUGUAAUUUUAUAUUUAUGAAAUAAUUUUUUUAUUUGAAGAAAAA